ACAGAGAUUCCUCUUGCGAGGCGACCAGUGUUAAUUUUUUUGGAGCAGCAGGAUCCUGCUGAUCGCUCAUACUCGAUACAGUGUUGCCGUUCGCGUUUUGAUGUUUGACAAGAUUCUGACAGCAAAAAGAAUAUCUAUUUUUCCUCCGAUGAGAGAGAUCUGUAGAUUAAUACGUGAAUUUGAGAGAUUGUGUUGUGUCGCAGCUUAGCAGGAAUUUUUAUCAGUUUACAAUUGUAGUUUGUUGCAGUGCAUAUAACACAGCUUAUUUUGUGAUAGUUUAAUAUCUUAUUACGAAUUUGCGUACUGAUCCCUCAUCUGUUUUGAUAGUGAUGAUAUUCAACUCCUGAAACGUUAAUAUUUAUGUUACAUGCUACCAAAUAUUUGAGAAUAAAGAUGCCUUUAUUCGGGAAAGAAAAGAAAGCAAAAAAGGAUGGCAAAGAGUCAGAUAAACAGCCUUCAAUCGAAGAUAAAUAUUAUAUGAAGGAACUCUUGGGGACUGGAGCAUUCUCUGUUGUGAGAUUAGCUGAGAGCAAAGAGAGGCCAGGUCAAAUGUAUGCCGUUAAAAUUAUUGAUAAAAAGGCUUUGAAAGGAAAAGAAGAUUCUUUAGAAAAUGAAAUUAAGGUGCUCCGAAGGCUGACGCAUACUAAUAUUGUACAACUGUUAGAAACUUUUGAGGAUAAAUCUAAGGUUUAUCUUAUCAUGGAACUGGUAACAGGAGGAGAACUUUUUGAUAGAAUUGUUGAAAAAGGAUCCUAUACUGAAAAAGAUGCAGCUGAUUUGAUAAGACAAGUACUAGAAGCUGUAGACUAUAUGCAUGAACAAGGUGUAGUGCAUAGGGAUCUGAAGCCUGAAAAUCUCCUUUAUUACAACUCUGAUGAAAAUAGUAAAAUUAUGAUCAGUGAUUUUGGUUUAUCUAAAAUGGAAGAUUCUGGAAUCAUGGCAACUGCAUGUGGUACUCCUGGGUAUGUAGCCCCAGAGGUUCUUGCACAAAAACCUUAUGGUAAGGCAGUAGAUGUUUGGAGUAUAGGAGUAAUAUCUUAUAUUUUACUUUGUGGCUAUCCACCAUUUUAUGAUGAAAGUGAUGCAAAUCUCUUUGCACAAAUACUUAAGGGUGAAUUUGAAUUUGAUCCCCCUUACUGGGAUGAAAUAAGUGAUUCAGCAAAAGAUUUCAUUCGAAAAUUAAUGUGUGUAAACGUGGAAAGACGUUUCACAUGUAAAGAAGCUCUAGCACACCCCUGGAUUUCUGGUAAUGCGGCUAGUAAUAAGAAUAUACAUGGCACUGUUUCUGAACAACUUAAGAAAAAUUUCGCCAAGUCCCGUUGGAAGCAAGCAUAUCAUGCUACUACAGUUAUUCGUCAGAUGAAACGAAUGGCACUUAGCAGUGGGAGUAGUGGAGGUAAGAGUCCCGUACCUGAACGUAAUGUUGAGGACUCCAAAGAUGGGCCCAACACAGGAAAACUAAACUAAUAUUCAUAUGUAAGCUGAAAAAACUGUUAUACUAUCUCACCAACUGUUUAACAAUGUUCUUGCAGAGUUUCUACUUUUUUUUUUGACAAUAUAUACAGGGUGGCCUAAAAAAUCAUUUGACAGUAAUGAACCAUCACUGAAAUAAUUAAAAUUUCAUUUCUAGAGUUUUUGACAAUAAGAAACUUAUUUUUAACAAUUUCCAUACUUACACAUGCACAUUAAAAAUUAGUCUUUCCCUAUUUCUAUUCAUAGCGGUUUAUUUUAUUUCGGGAACUUAAUCUUGAAUAUUCAUUUUUAAUAUUUCACUGGAUAGCCGUUUUCUACACUGACAAGUUAUUUUUCAAGUAGCCACUCUGUUAAACAUUCAGAAAUUAGCUUUGGUUAUCAACAGAUAUACUUUUAUAUGCUUAAAAUAAAGUUAAGGCUUUUCUGGUCAUCGGUUGACCAUGGCUCAUUUAAAGAAGACUUCCAAGUGAAAUGUGAUGCAAUUUGUAAAGAAAGAUAUCUUAACAUACCCAUGCACCAUAUCUUUAACCAGACUAAAAUUAGAGAAUUUCAAUAGAUGUUAAAUGUGUGAAUGUUUCUUCUUUAGCUUUUACCUUCAAGGUUUCUUAGCGUUUUAGUGACAACCCAAAAACUUUUUUUUAGCAUUUCAAUCAGUACAAAAAUCUUCUUCAGAAAAACAUCAAAUUCACUCAGGAAUUCAUGUCAAUGACUUUUAAGUAAUUUUCGUUCUUUAUUUUUGUCUAAUAUUUUCAGUUGAGCAUUAUUGUGAUAAUUGCUUUUUGAUACCGAAGAACUUUUUCAUCAAAAGUAAUUGAAAUGAAUUUAUUUUGAGAUCUUACUUGAAGUAUCACUUCGAUAAGAUGUACGAUUAUUCUAAAUCUUUGUAUGAUACAAUGUAUUGAUUUUUUGAGUACUUAUUUCAGUAAUUGGGUGCACUUCGCUCAAGUUGACUUUGAAAAUGGCCUAAACUCACGUUCCUCAUAUGUAGGUCAGAAUUCGAUGACAAAAAUCUUUAUAUACAGUCUAUCCAAAGUGGGUGAUCUACUCAGGUGAUACAAGCAAUUGAAGCUCUCUAAUUCUGAUGUUGAUAUUUAAAGCAUGACUGCAUUUUUAAUUCUCAAUAUCAUUACUAGUUGCACUUGUAUAGGUUAUAUUCAACAUAUUUUUUUUUUAGUAUGUUUUGGUUAAAAUGUAAGUUUUUAGCUUAUUGGCACAAAAUAUAUUGUAUAUAUAUUUUUGUAGAUAGUUAAAAAUGACGUUAAUCUACUUAGAUAUCAUAUUCUAUUAAUUACUAAUCCAGACUUAAAUGUCAUUGUAAGUGUCGAAUCUAUGUAACAAGCGGGUUGAGUGUUCAGGCACAUGCAUUUUUAAAUUGCAUUCCCUAUUGAGUUUCUCGAAUAUAUCACUCGGAAAUAUUGAAGGUGAUUCUUGUACGAAAUCAUUCCAAAAUUUUUCAGUUUAAAAUGAAAAAAGUAUUUUAAAAAUUGCGAAGGAUCUCACUCCAUAAAAAAAAACGAGAUGAAGAAUUCUAGUGACCAAAUCGUUCGACUAUUUUUGUUUUAUCAUAAACUCGUUCAAUUUCCAUGGGACAAGGAAGAAUAAUGCAUUCCAAUUCGAAACCAAUGCUUGACAACAUGUCUCUCUAUGAACUUAAUACAGCUGCAAUAACUUAUUCCAAACAGAUAGGGACUAACAAUAUUUGAAGACGUUAAUUCUGGAAUUAUUUCUGAAUUCUAUAAUUUAUCAUAAAGAAUACACAAGUAAUUUUGAAAUAUUGAAUUCAAAAGAAAUUAAAUUCCUUCAAGUGUGCGAUCAUGAUCAACUUCAUAUUUCUUUCAAUUUGUUUAAAAAUAAUUUAGGCCUAUGAUCUGGCCUUUUCAAGUCAUAACAGAAGAAUCCGUCCUCAGACGUAAUGAAGAAUUUGAUUAUGAUCGUACUAAGUAAUACUCGCAUGUGAUAUUUUUUUUCUCUCCAACCUGUCCUUAGAAUAUAUAUGUAUUUAACACUUAAUUGAUUACAUGUUUUAUUCAAAUACAAUAAAUUUAAUGUUAUUGUUAGUAAAAAUACUACUUAAUUUUAUUUCAAGUAAAUUACAUCAGAUGUAUUUUUCCAAAGAAGGAUGACUGGGUAUGAAAUCUGCUUUGGUAAUUAUUCAAAAAAAAACUAUUUUUUAAGAAUAUUUCCUUAGGCUUGAAUGUUCGUGAAAUGUUUGCCUAUGGCUCACUAAUUUUGUUUCAAGGAUUUAUAGAAAUCAUCUUAUUGAAAUAUGCUUGAGCAUAAUAGAGAUGUUUUCAAUGGUGCUAAAUAUGGAAGUUAAUCUAAAUACUAGUUUUCUUCUUUCAUAGCCUAUGCUGUCAACUCAUUUCUUCAUCAAAGUGCCAAAUAAUCUUUUGUACCAAUAAAUUUUAUGCUAGCUUGUACCUAUGGCACUUUUCUAGAGGUAGUAUAUUUCAUAUGAUGUAUUGAAUUAAGCAAUGUAGCUUUGAAUGCUAUUUAACGCAGAUUUCUCCUACAGUCCUUUGUGAUCAUUAUUUGAUUAAAGUCAAAUUUAUACACAGAAAUGAUAAAAUAUAAAAACAAGGGAAAUUUUAAAGUCAAUUUGCAUCGAUUGUACUAUUGUUACAAUUCUGUAAUAUGUUCGGCUUCAAUUUUUGUUCUUUCUCGAAUGUAAAAAAAUUUAAAGGUUUUUAUAUUGUAUAAAAAACUAAGAUUUUCAAUCUGUCCAAUGAAAACAAUAACACUUCAUUAUUCCUUUCAUGAUUAUCCAGUGAUGUUUAAGAGUAGACCAUCUUCUGCUUUAUAUGUAAUAAAGCAUUUCUUCAUUGUACAGUAAAAAAAUAAAUAUAUACAUCGAGUUGAACAUUGCUAUAGCCAUUUCAAUGGCUCAAAUACAUGACACGAUAUAACGCAUUGUAGUAUUUCUGUAAUUUUUACUUUUGGUUUAUGGAUCUGAUUUUAUUUUGUUAUUAACUUAGUUGCCUAAUUAUAAUUUAAUUAGAUUUAAGAGGAUUUUUGAAGGUGAUCUAUAACAUGAUAUGCAGUGUUCAGAUACUUUAAUUACUGUUAAAAAUAUUUUGUUCAAGAUGAAUUAAUAUAUUUUUUAAUUUUCAUUGUUAAAAAUGGGUUUUAAUAUAGAAGUUUUAAAGUUG
This is a messenger RNA of Harmonia axyridis, 4622 nucleotides long. RefSeq names its product calcium/calmodulin-dependent protein kinase type 1-like. The transcript has 9 exons. The record is from RefSeq and is a predicted model, not a curated record. Gene Ontology annotation, molecular function: calmodulin binding; calcium/calmodulin-dependent protein kinase activity; ATP binding. NCBI's taxonomy places the organism in Eukaryota, Metazoa, Arthropoda, Insecta, Coleoptera, Coccinellidae. Gene Ontology annotation, biological process: protein phosphorylation. The coding region runs from base 361 to 1467 and encodes 368 amino acids.